Paramacrobiotus metropolitanus is the source of this 4569-nucleotide messenger RNA. RefSeq lists its product as uncharacterized. Lineage: Eukaryota; Metazoa; Tardigrada; Eutardigrada; Parachela; Macrobiotidae. The coding region runs from base 389 to 1519 and encodes 376 amino acids. The record is from RefSeq and is a predicted model, not a curated record. The transcript has 2 exons.
UAUUUCGAGCAGUAUCAGCCGGUUCCGUUGCCCGUUAUACUUGGAGUCGCAUACCGAGAACGAAAUUUUUUUCAAGUCGACAGUUUCAGUGCCCUUUAACUUUUACCACCGCUACCCCUCCGCCUCCCUGUUGAACAGUGCCCUUUAGCCUUUACCACCGCUACCCCUCCGCCUCCCUGUUUCAACAGGUAAGUCCUUAUGUAUCACGUCCAAUUUUUUGCCCAAAAAGAACAAUCUUAACUGUUACCGAUCCUAAUACUAUUUUCGAAUUCGGUAUUAACGCGCCAUUUUUCAAGAAAAUUUAAUUAACGAUCGUAUAGUCAACUUUCCGCAGUUGGCAGGCUGUUUGCAAUAAUUAAUAAGUACUAAUUACCAGCAAGUCAAUAUCAUGGCUAUAGACCCGCAAGCACUGCAGAAUAUGCUUAACACCGUUAAUGCCGCUUCCGCUCAGCAGAAUGCAGCUUUACAGCAAAGCCUACAGAAUAACGCUACUGCACAUCAGAAUUUAUUGAAUUUUUUGAAUAACCAGAAUGCCGCUGCAGUUACCCGUAUAACAUCUCUCGAAAUGGGUGAUUUGCCGAAGUUUGGUGGUUUUCCUUACGAAGACGCUCAGGACUUUUUAACACAGUUUGAGACGAUGGCCGUUGCUAAUAAUUUCACACCAGCUAACAGAAUCCAACAUUUUGCGCUCUGUUUGAGGAACAACGCUCUUCGCUGGUAUACCGCAGAACCAGCAGGUAUCACAUGGCCAGACCUCCGAUCACAUUUUUUAACAGCUUUUGGAAAAACUCGUUUUGAACUUGAUCUUAUGAAUGAAGGUUGUCGUACAUUAGCAUUUACAGAUCCUCGUACUUUUGUCCACCGUGUCCUUGAUUACGUGGAAGCCAGUAAUCCCGCAGCUACCGAAGCAGAAAAAACAGUUCGUCUCUUCGAAGCCUUGCCCCUUGAAUUUAAACCGGCAUUCGUGACUAACAGCCCCAGAACCGUAGCCGAUUUUUUUAAUCGUUUACGUGAUGUGUCCGUUAAACAACAAUACAAACUCUCGCUGCAUAAUCAGAACUCGUCGUAUCAACUGUUAAACAAUGUCGCAGGUCAGUCAAGUCUUUUGUCGCUGAACAGCUCGCCGACAGCGCCCAGCUCUAAUCAGAUAGAGAUUGUCGCUCAUAACCUGAUGAAAGGUUUGGAUGAAAGACUAAAGCAUCUUGCUGAACAAAUAAAGUGUUUACAGGAGAAUAACGAAUCACAGGGCAGUUACGAUCCUUCCCAGAAUUACUUAACGGGUAAUGCGAACCGGUCAACCCUUCGACUCACAGAUGCGCCAGGCCAGGUUAAUGGAUGUUCUAAUUGCGGUAACUAUGAUCAUCUUUCGUAUGCUUGCCCGUUUGGAGGUGGCCACUCUACGCAGGCACAGUAUGCACAGGCAGAACAAGAUUCUGAAGAUCGUUAUCCGAUGUCAUUCGGUGUAGCACAGCAUCCGCCAACGACGCAGCAACUGGCUCUUAACACACCCGGUAAAUGACCAUCUCAGGCGCAACAGUUUAGGUCUGCAGAAUCUCAGGACACCGGUAGUGCACAGUCGGCGUAUUCGAGAUGGCAGAUUUAACUUUUCUGGUCUAAUUGUCGUUCGUUCGUGUGAAUUUGUUUUCGUUUCGUAGACUUACGUGCUCUUGAAACUUUUGUUCGUAUUUCAAUAUUGCGUUUUAUAUUAGUGAUGCCUGCCCGUUGAUUUUGAAGGCUGCAGCAGUAUUUAUUGUUAUUGAGGAGAGGGCAGAUGAGUGAGGAAAUUUUUGAGGUUGACAGCGCUGAUUCGCUGAAUAUUUGUUUGAUUUGUUUGAUGAUGGCCAGAUGUGAAAAGCCUCGCGAUGGUAACGGUAAUCGUUAAUGUCAAUGUCAUGUGCAGAAAUGAUUUUGGGAUAUAUUUAAACUGUUAUCGCAUAUGUGCUGUAUCGCUUAAAUCUUAUUUAUCAUUAAUUCUCGCCGCUGGUUCGGCUAAUGACAUAAAAUGCCAGAUGUUGUCGUCUUGUUUCGGGCAGUCAGAGAUCGUUAAUGUCAACUUAAAUUAUAUAAUUUUGAAUAAAAUCUUGAAAAUCCAGAUGUACUGCCAGUAAAAGUUAAAAAUAAAUUAAAGCUUUUCGAUUCCAGGGAAAACAAGAUCAUAAAUUUAAAUGUCAGCGUUCACAACACAUGACGGCAUACUUGGCACAAAAACAUAAAUAUUAUUUUUCGAAAUUCCCAUUAACUGGUGCAGUUAUGUUUUACUACGGCAAUAUGCGCAUGGAUUUUGGGCAACGGACAAUUAUGAAUGUUCGUUCUGACUACGAAGAAAAUAACUGAAUGGUUCGAUUUUAUGGUUGUGUAAACUGUAAAGUGUAUGGUAAACAUUUUGCGCUCUUUUAUUUAACUAAUAAUCUCGUCGAACAGAAGCCGCAGCUUGGUCACCCUUGUAUACCACGGCAGCUCAAGUGCGCCUAUAAACGGUCCCUGUUGGUUCAAUUCUCUCAAUUAAGCCCUAAACAUCUGACGAUUUCAAUGAGCAAAUGCUAAAAAAGUCAUCUAAUUUUGGAAACACUUGCCUUAUGCACAACAGCGAAUAAUUUCUGGCAACUUUGUGUUACCCCGGUCGAGCUCGCCUGCUGGUAGUCUACCAUCAUCGCUGCUGCACAGUGCUUCUAAAGGUAAGUAUUUUGUUUAUUUUAAAACGUAAAAGCUGUCUAAAAAAAUUUUUAUAUUUCGUGCGUAUAUCGCGGUACUGGAAAGAUGGGCGUCCCUCCCAUAGUACGGGUACAAUAAAGUUUUUGUUCUGAAGUCAUGCAUUGUGUGAGGGUAUUUCGCUGAUAUUGUUUGGACUUGACUUUGACUCUGCGGAUAAAUUUUCAUAAAGCCGCGGAAGGCAACAGUAGUAUCAUUAUCGAUUCACUUUUUAAAAGUUUUUUGUGCUUGUCUCGUUAAUGUUUAUGUCAUAGUGUAAAAGCGGAAAUGAUUUUCAGUAACUGAAGAACAGCAAUUUUAACAGAGAGUAGUGCCACUUCCGUAAUAUUAACGGUCUGCAUCUUUUGUUAUUUCCUGCCACUCAUAAUUUUAUUAGCAGCCAAACGUAUGUCACAUCUUGUCCGCUAUUUUCCAUUUUUUUUAAUCUUGGCCAUACCAGUCGUUCACCUUUUUCAUCCGGUCGUGCUAUUCUCAGCAAAUCUGUAUAGCCAGAACAGGGAAGAGCACUGCAUUUGCUGAAUACUUGUUUUCCAUUUGGCCCGAUGAAGCACCUCUCGAUUUUAUUAGGAAAGUUUCUCCAAAAUUCGAAAAACAAAAUACUUAUUUUCGAACAUAAGUGCACCUACUGAGUACACUACUCUUUGUACAGAUUUACAUAAUUAUGGCGCCUAUCCUUAGCUCACUGUUUAAGCCUCACAGAAAAUUUCAAAGUCCUCUCAUUCCCAGCAUUUUCUCCGCGUCGCCGAUAUUAGGCGACUGCAAUUCCCAGCUUUCUCCCUCCUCUCUUUCGCUUUCUCCCCGCUCUAUCUUUUUUCUUGUUCACGCCUCUCAGUUCUCAUAUGUCCAUGCAGACCCGUGGCAUCUCUUCAUACAAACUGAGAGCAAAGGUUAUCUCUUGCUCCUAUCAUUCUGUCUGCACUGCUGAUCCUCAUAACUCUGUCUUGCCACUCAUCACUCGGAUUCACCCCAUUGUAACGCGCUCGCUUUACGCAGUAUUGCUCUCGUGCCUUUGUUUCCUCCAUCUCAUCCGCAUUGUCUUCUUAACCCAUCUCAUCCGCAUUGUCCUCUUAUCUCGCUCCUGUCAUUGUGCAUUCAUGAAUCAUCGUCGCAUUAUUAAGCCAUACAAUCUCAUACACUUCACUGAUUGUAAGAAUUUGGCGAGGAUUUUUUUUAAAGAUUGCGUUUCGGGAAUAUCCGAUUUGUUUUGCGGAAAUUGCAAUGAUUGAAUCCUUGAAUUAAAUUAGCGCGUUAAUUCAAAAUUACGAAAAAAAAUACAUGUAAAUAUAGGUAGGGUUGCGUCAAUGUGUGUUCAAGUUUUUCAGAACCAGAAGUUUGUAAUGAUUUUCUACUGGAAUACUGACAUCGUGGACAUCGAUAUUACACUUCCUUUCCCAAGACCAUUAUGAACCCCGAUGUCGCAUGUCUGUGUGGACUAAGUGGUCAUUCUUCAACGUCGGAUGGAUCGUCAGACGGAUACAAUAAUUAACGUCUUACGUGGAACCGGACGGAUAGUCGGAUACAGCAACUAUCGUCUUACGUGGAACGCUUCGGAUGUUACCUGCCAUAUUUAAUUCUAAUUUUGCUAAUAAUGUUUUCGCACUAAAUCUACGUUUUGUACUCCCAAAAAAAUCUGAGCGUGAUUUCUCUAAUGUUUUUGCACACAUUGAUUCUCUUUUCUAUAUGUUUUUGUUUGUUUUUUCCUGAAAACAUUCUGUUUUCAGUCUGGUAAGAGGGGAGUGUAACGGGGGAUUCCUGUCUUAUGUAUUAGUAUGUAUGAGUAUGUGCUGGUUGUCCCGCCUCUUGUGUUUCCUGUUCCUGUACGAGCGGUUCAGUAUAUAUAGCGUUGUAUUUCCUGUGGUA